Messenger RNA from Glycine soja, 1048 nucleotides. RefSeq names its product probable calcium-binding protein CML41. The coding region runs from base 252 to 815 and encodes 187 amino acids. The transcript has a single exon. NCBI's taxonomy places the organism in Eukaryota, Viridiplantae, Streptophyta, Magnoliopsida, Fabales, Fabaceae. Gene Ontology annotation, molecular function: calcium ion binding. The record is from RefSeq and is a predicted model, not a curated record.
AAAUGCAAAGAAGUUGGGCAGGAUUUUUCUGCCUUGUUGAAAUUUAUUAAAGAAGUCAAGUCUCGUGUUCAUAGGUCAGUCUCUGAGGCAAUUUCCUUGCAAUCACAGCAGACAUUCAUUCAAACUCCUUGUUUUGGGAGCCAUGAUCUCCUACUUCUCUUUCUAUAUAAUCAAUUAAGCAUGCCACAACACCAACAAAACCAUCCCUUGUAAUCGUAGCUGUAAUUACAAUUACAAGAAGCUAGCACGCCAUGGCAUCAGCUAAAUGGUUAUUCAAGAUAAUAACGUUUCCAUGCAUAACUCCUCCCAGGCCCAAAUCAUUACCGGCAAUAGACGGUGACACCACUACACCACCUCCUCUAAUUGGGCCUUCGGGCCCAAAAGACGACGAUGAGAGGCUCAAAGACGUUUUUGAUCACUUGGACAUUGACAAAGAUGGAAAGAUUUCGAGCAGCGAGUUAAUGGAUUAUUUCGCGUCCGUGGGUGAGUCCCUGAGCCAUAAAGUGGCAGAGAGAGUGAUAAACGAGUUUGACUCCGAUGGUGACGAGUUACUCGAUUUCGGAGACUUUGAGAAACUGAUGAAGCAAGAGGACAGUGAGGAAUUGGAGGAUGUUCUGAGAAGCGCGUUCGAGAUGUUCGAGGUUGAGAAAGGGUGUGGGUGCAUAACGCCCAAGGGCUUGCAACAAAUGUUGCGCCAACUAGGAGACGUCAAGUCCCACGACGAGUGUGCGGCCAUGAUUCAAGCAUUCGAUCUUGACGGCAAUGGCUUCCUUGAUUUCAACGAAUUUCAGCAGAUGAUGUCUCCAGCUUCUUAGGUUUGGUUUUGCUUUGCUUCUCUCUCUAUCUACCCUCAAAUCCACUUUAGUCAAAGUUUAAAAUGAAAUUAAACGCUUUCUUGACGUAAGAUAAAGAAACGCGGUUUCCUGCACUCAUAAGCGCUCCAUUUGUCUGUCAUUUUGCGAUCUCUUUGGUUGUUACAUUUACAUGAACUUUAAAUAUCUAUAUUAGAUGAUAUAGAGGAAGAGUAAAUUAUACUAAUUAUUACAGA